AAGAAGCAGCACCUUUUUUGUUCUCGGAGCCAUUAUUGUCUUCUCCAGUGCGAAGCCAGCUGCGGAGUUUCUUGAUUUACCGAGAAGAAUAUCAGAUUUGAAUUAAUAGUGAGAGAUCAAUAUGUCUCGAAGAUAUGAUAGCCGUACAACAAUCUUCUCUCCUGAAGGCCGUCUUUACCAAGUUGAGUAUGCAAUGGAGGCUAUUGGAAAUGCAGGUACUGCUAUAGGGAUCUUAUCUAAAGAUGGGGUUGUCUUGGUUGGGGAGAAAAAGGUAACAUCGAAGCUUCUGCAAACCUCAACAUCAACAGAGAAGAUGUAUAAGAUUGAUGACCAUGUUGCCUGUGCUGUGGCUGGUAUAAUGUCUGAUGCCAACAUCUUGAUCAACACUGCUAGGGUCCAAGCACAACGCUACACUUAUGCUUACCAAGAGCCCAUGCCAGUUGAACAGUUGGUUCAAUCUCUAUGCGAUACUAAGCAAGGUUACACGCAAUUUGGUGGUCUCAGGCCAUUUGGAGUCUCAUUCCUAUUUGCUGGCUGGGACAAAAAUUAUGGCUUUCAACUUUACAUGAGUGACCCUAGUGGAAAUUAUGGUGGUUGGAAGGCUGCAGCUAUUGGUGCAAAUAACCAGGCAGCACAAUCAAUACUCAAGCAAGAUUACAAGGAUGAUAUCUCAAGGGAGGAUGCUGUGCAGCUUGCACUCAAAGUUCUUAGUAAAACUAUGGACAGCACAAGUUUGACCUCUGAGAAACUUGAACUUGCUGAGGUUUUCCUGUCACCUUCUGGGAAAGUGAAGUACCAAGUUUGCUCGCCUGAGACGCUGACUAAGCUGUUGGUGAAGCAUGGGGUCACGCAGCCACCUACAGACACUGCCUAGGUAGUUGGCAGUUCCAUAGUUAGCACAGUUUAAAUUACUCUCAUUAGCCUGGACUUCGGAUUACCUAUGCCUUUCUGCCUAGUUGACUGGAGAGGAUCUGUAAGGGAGAGAUUGGAAGGACAGUUGAGCUCAUUAGGUCUUUCUCUCCCAGAUGGGCCUCACCUCACCUUCUUUAUCUCUCUUAUUCGGUCCUCCUCUGUCGUAAAGGUCGAAAACACUUUCUGUAAUGCGCUUUCGGAAGGUCAAAUGCUACUAUUCCAAAUAUGUUUCAGAACUGUAAACUUGUAAUUUGUUGGUGAUGCUGAUGCUGAUGCUUUUGGAUUUAAUGUUUCUCAGAAACUUUUUCGACGCAUUUAAUCUACUUCAUUUGGGUUUACUCAUU
Molecule: messenger RNA, 1256 nt
Organism: Neltuma alba
Lineage: Eukaryota; Viridiplantae; Streptophyta; Magnoliopsida; Fabales; Fabaceae
Product: proteasome subunit alpha type-4-like
Exons: 2
Coding region: 122-874 (250 amino acids)
Biological process (GO): ubiquitin-dependent protein catabolic process
Cellular component (GO): proteasome core complex; proteasome core complex, alpha-subunit complex
Source: RefSeq, a predicted model, not a curated record